AUAAAUAUAAAGCAACAUGAAGUCAAAGGAGCCGAAGAAGGAACAAUUUCAGUAUUUUAAACCCAGGAAAGUCAACGGAGGAGUCGGAGCCAAAAUGUCUCAGCCUUGAGCAACUCCGAUCCGGCUCAAAAAGGGUCCUAAUCAGCUUAACCCAGAUUAUCCCCAGAAGUCUUGCUUGAUUGCAAACUCAUAUUCUAAACCAAGCGUGGCCGGAACCACUGAGAAAGCCAAGAAACAAGUUGGCAACAUGACUCACGACAAGCGAAUGUCAUUGCUGGUGGGUGACCCCUCUUACAGCGACAGAGCCAACAAAUACUGAAACCAGUUGCCAAUUGGUAAAACGCCUCCCCAAGCUAAGCAGCCAGGGAGCACCAGAAAAGGCCAGUCCAAAGAUUACUUCGAACAAAAAGACAGCUCCAUCAUCGGCAGCACUCGCAAGCGACAGCUCAACAGGUCGCAGUCGAAGAUGGCCCAGAUCCAUGAACUCAACCCCAACACAUCGGUGAGUGACCUGAGAGAAAAAUAGCGUCAACCGAAGAAUCAACUUAAAAAGCAUGACUUCGAAGAAACAUAAUAAGAAUGACAAGUUCGCUCAUCUCCGUCGCAAGCAGAAGCCUGCGCGCAAGAACUUUGCAGAACCAUAUGGUAAAGAAACUAUCAGAGAGUUUACUUACGGAGCGAAGCCGCCGAAGUCGAUGGCUGAAAUACCCACUCGCUGCAGGGCUGGUAACAAAAGCAUUCUUGAGACUUUGAGUCGGGGUCCACGAAGAGACCCUAGCUGCUGAGUCAACAGCGAGCAAGGCAAACAGCGCAGGUACACUCCUGUGGAACAAUCAGACGGAGCCCGGCAUGACAAAGCAGUCAUCAAGGGUGGGCUCUCGUCUCGCAAACUUCACAAGUCUAUUGAGUCAGGUUAUGACUUGAUCCCUGAACUUCGGCAUUCUCCUCAGGCUAUAGCAGGUGACGAUGAGAACACCACCGAGGCACUCACCAAGCUUGACUUUGACUCAAUGAAGGGGUCUAUUGAUAUACGAGACAAUAUGGCUCCGAGAGUUGUGACUCCUCACAGCGAUUCGGCUCAGACUUACGAUCCCAGAAUCGUCGACAAGCCUCCGUGAGAAGACUCAAUCAUCAUGAGCGACAUCUCCGAUGACAAGAGCGAGUCGUUCGAAGAACCCGAGAUUGAGCCGUUCCGACAAAUGAGACGCGAAGUGGUUGCGUCUGAGAUGGCGGAGUCACGCUUGGCUACACUUGGGAAAGGCGUCGUGAAGGCUGAACCUGACCAAACUCAAACACAGAAUUCGUUUGUUCGGAACUUUAAGAGAUUCUUUCGGAGUCCUUCAUACUUCUGAGGAUGCAGAGACGAUCUUGACUUUCGUUGCUGAGAAAGGGCAGGCAGCUGGAUACAGCUGGCUGAGUGCAAACCUAGGAGUCAGAUCUCGAAAGACUACUACCAAAAAGAAUACGAUAGUUUGCUUCAUGAACUCGAGUCGGGACCCGACAUUAUUGGCGAGACUCCCGGUCAAGAAGGCACACAGACACUCUCAGACAAACGAGAAAGCAUCGAAGGGAACAAAAUACAGAUCAUCAAAGACCUUGACAGGACCUUCGUCGAUAGCAAGAGCUUCGGCACAGGUACUGACGGCAGAGACCAACUGAUGGUCGUGCUGCAGCUGAUCGGACUGAAGUACCCGGACAUUGGAUAUGUACAGGGUAUGAAUUUCUUGGUGGCUGCAAUUUUGUAUCACUCUUCUCCACCGGUCGCUCUCGGAAUCAUGGAAUAUCUCAUGGAUAAUUUAAAGAUGUAUUAUGUCUAUGGUGAGGGACUCAAAGGAGUAAGCUUUCAUAAUGAAUUCCUUGAGAUACACGUUAAGAAAUACCUACCAAAGUUGGUGAAGCAUUUAGAAUGACAUGACAUUAAUCUACAGAUAUUUUUCACCCAGUGGAUUCUUGAUUUAUUCAGCCAUAUAAUUCCGUUAUCAGAGUAUUCUGGAUUUCUUUACAAUCUUAUGAAGCAUAAAUGGAACUUCUUCUACCGCCUCGUCCUAAAUCUCCUGCAAAAAAUGGAACCGGUCCUCCUUAAGAUGGAUGAUUGAGAGAACAUUCUCGAAGGUAUUAAGGAUUUCGCGAUAAAGGUGAACUGGAAGAAAUGAAUAUCAGAAGCUAAUUCCAAGUUUAAAAACCUAAAUGAAUAA
Moneuplotes crassus is the source of this 2195-nucleotide messenger RNA. NCBI's taxonomy places the organism in Eukaryota, Ciliophora, Spirotrichea, Euplotida, Euplotidae. The record is from the annotation of a GenBank genome assembly.